GAUCUCAAAUCAAGCCUUAACUUUACAGAUCUCCGGCUUAUUUGCUUGCAUUAGAGGUCUAUACAUUCAAUACAUCAUUUUUUUUUUUAAAUAGUCGGCCUCAUAUGGGCAUUUAAACAGCAGGGCUGACAUUUCUUCCGCUUUCCGGACAGCUGAUCGACUUUGCAACUCUGGAUCAGGAAAAAUGCAAAGAGGCUUGUCGGUUUCUGACAGUGAUGUCUUCUUGUUCACACCUCUGGUGGUCCUGGAACUGGCUCAUGACACUAAAGCAGAGGCCAUCACGUGGUUACUAAACAGGAUCAGAGAAAAACAGGAGAAUGGAGGAGCUGAGUUGUUGGUUGAGCAGCUCUUGUUUCCAGCUCAGGACGGUCAGAAGCCUAAUCCAAAUGUCUUUGUGGUGGGUUCCACAUUACAAAGGCUUUUAAAUGGUUCUGAAGAGGUAGGGAUGUUUAAGGAGUUUCAAGAUGGCACAAUGCGAGGAUUCACAUAUGCCAACAGAGAAAGCUUCAAAGACUUUGAAGGAGAUGGUGAUGGAUUUCUCAGUGUUGCGGAGUGUCAAUACAUUAUCAAACAUGAGCUGGACACACUUAGGGCUAAGAGUGAAGAACAUGUUCCAGGAUACCCUAAACUAAAGCUGUACCCUGGAAAAUCAGUUGUGCGGAGAUUGCAGUCCAAAGGUGUCUUAGUCCAGUAUUUCCCUCUCCAUGACAAAGAAGAGCUUAAGAGACUUUCUUUCUCUUGGUACAAAAAGAUCAAACUGUCCCUCCAACCACUGGAUGACAUCAGACAUUACUUUGGUGAGGGUCUGGCACUCUACUUUGGGUUUCUGGAGUAUUUCACGUUUGCCUUGGUACCCAUGGCCCUUAUUGGUAUCCCCUACUACCUCUUUGACUGGGAGGACUAUGAUAAGUAUGUACUGUUUGCUGUCUUCAACCUGGUAUGGUCUACGGUUUUCCUGGAAGUGUGGAAAAGAUGCAGCGCUACAUUAGCUUACAGUUGGGGGACGCUGAGCCGCAAGAAAGCGUUUGAAGAACCGAGGCCUGGAUUCCAUGGAGCUCUGGGGUUAAAUCCAGUCACGGGCCGAGAGGAACCAGUCUACCCCAGCUCCAGGCGUCAGUUGAGGAUAUAUUUGACGUCGGUUCCUUUCGUACUGCUGUGCCUGUAUUUGUCCUUUUACGUGAUGAUGGUCUACUUUGACAUGGAGAACUGGGCCAUAAGUAUAUACAAUGAAAACCCAAACUUCUCAACCAGCAUUCUGCUGUUUGUUCCCAGUAUCAUCUACGCUAUUGUCAUCGAGAUCAUGAACCUAUUGUAUCGCUAUGCAGCGGAGUUUCUCACAAACUGGGAAAACCACAGACUUGAGUCAUCAUUUCAAAAUCACCUCGUGCUCAAGGUUUUGGUGUUUAACUUCGUAAACUGCUUUGCCUCUCUUUUCUAUAUUGCUUUCGUCAUGCAAGACAUGGUGCUUUUGAGACAGAGUUUGGCCACCCUGCUCAUCACCUCUCAAAUCCUGAACCAAGUAAUGGAGGCCUUCCUGCCAUACUGGCUGCAGAGGAGGAGGAACAAGAAGGUUCAUAAGAGGAUGAGGAGGCUGAUGGGUGAUAAAGAGCUCCCCCUCCUGGAACAAGUUCAGCUGGAGACUGACAUGAACACAUAUCUGGGAACAUUUGAUGAUUACCUCGAGCAGUUCCUGCUGUUCGGCUAUGUGAGUCUGUUCUCCUGUGUGUACCCCCUGGCUGCUGUGCUGGUGGUGCUGAAUAACAUUACUGAGGUUUACUCUGACGCCUUCAAGAUGUGCCACGUCUUCAAGCGUCCCUUCACUGAACCAGCCUCAGACAUCGGAGUGUGGCAGCUGGCGUUUGAGACAAUGAGCAUUAUUGCUGUGGUGACCAACUGUGCCUUAAUUGGUUUGUCCCCACAAGUCAAAGCAUACUUCCCUGAAUCAGAGACUCAGCUGAUCCUCAUUGUGGUGGCUAUAGAGCAUGUUCUCCUGGCCCUCAAAUUCAUCCUGGCAUUCGUCAUUCCAGAUGUUCCAAAACAGAUCCAAAUCAAACUAGCCAAGCUGGAGUUUCAGUCCUUAGAAGCACUUAAGAAAAGGAGCCGAGCCCUCAGUCGAAAAUGCUGGAAGUCACGGAGACCUGAAAUACUAAUAAGUGGCAUGUGACAACAACAACAGAGGUGAAAAACAUGAAAGUACAAUAAUCAAGGUGUGCACAUACUGUACAAUAUGAAGUAUUACUGGCCUUAAAUAUGCACUCCUUGCCAUGUCUCUCUCCAAAAAACAUAAACUUCUGAAUACGACACGUUUUUUUUAUUAUUUUUAUUAUCUUGGUAUUGCAUGCGAGGCAUGCUCAUAUUAUUUCAUGAUACUGUAUGAUGAGAGAUGGGUGGGAAUGGGAAUCCAAUCGGUGCAAUGUUUGAGCUCAAGUGACUAGACUGUUUUUUGUUUUGCUAAAUAUAUUGCAUUAUCGCUGUCUGAAGCCAUCUAAAAUAUAUUUGUCUGUAAAGAAUAUGGUUAAAAGAAAUUAUUUAUCAAACUUUGGGACUGAAAAUACAAAACAGAAAGAUAAGUUGUAUUCUUUUUUGACAAAUUGUUCACUUACAGUUCUACCUAAGAUUUAGCCAUGCCUUUUAAAAUCACAGUAUUACAUUAACCUGUUAAGGCUUUUGUUUACUGAUGUCAUGUUCACCCAAUGCUGUACUUGAAAAUAAGCAUAUUCAAUAUUCUCUGCCUGAUA
Xyrauchen texanus (razorback sucker) is the source of this 2738-nucleotide messenger RNA. It is a transcript of the gene ano10a, whose product is annotated as anoctamin 10a. Gene Ontology annotation, cellular component: plasma membrane. Lineage: Eukaryota; Metazoa; Chordata; Actinopteri; Cypriniformes; Catostomidae. Bases 185 to 2164 code for a protein of 659 amino acids. The transcript is spliced from 15 exons. The record is from RefSeq and is a predicted model, not a curated record. Gene Ontology annotation, molecular function: chloride channel activity. Gene Ontology annotation, biological process: chloride transmembrane transport.